CAAAUCUCUUGGAAAUAUAAACUCGGGCUACUUUUUUUUAUUUCCUAUUACAUUAAAAUACAAAGUGCAAUGAAUGUUACAUUGAUAUAAGUGAUUCGUAUUUGAAAAAACAUCAUAAAAUAAAUUUUAUUAAGUCGGGAAUUAAGUGUUUUCAAUUAAUAAACUGAUAUUGCGUAAAGAUAAACACAAAAUGGAAUGUAAACGUCAUUUAUGUGCUGUAAAAUUUAUGUUGUGAUUUGAUUCGACAAAAUAAAACUAGGUUUUUUACGAUUUAGGUGUAGAACGAUAAGUGUGUGACGUUAAUCUCCUGUUUUAAGUAUCUGAUGGUUUCACAAAAUGAAUUGGUUCGAUACUUCGGGGCUAACCAGCUUAGCCAAGUCAGCACUGAAAGAAGCCCAGAAAACUAUUGAUAAAGCGUUAGAUAUACAGGAUGACAGUAACGAGGAGCAGGAAGAUGAAGCAGCCGGUCCAUCAACAUCUAAAUCGUCACCUAGUACGAGUAACAUACCUCAACAUGAUAACUCCGAUUUCUUUUCCUCUUGGGGCCUCACAGUCAGUGCCGAAAGCGGAGAAACCGAAGCCAUAAAAGAGCAGCCUGUUGUAACUGAAAGCCCCUCGAAAUCAAGUUCUCAAAGUCUGUGGGGAUCUUUUGCUGGCUCAUUCUUUGAGCAGCCAAAAACAGAUACAAAUACUAUUGUCCGACCUCCAAAAGCAAAGUCUAUGAAUGUUAUUUCUGGAAAUUAUGACAGUCAAGAUGAUUUAUUUUCAAAAAGCCAGCUUGUCAUGUCUGAUGGUGCUGAGUGCCUUAACUUGACCAAGGAGGAACCAAGGAACUUUGACGAUAGACGUAAUUCCUCCAUGUCAAAUAUGCUAUCGUUUAUGUCUAGUAGAAAUAGUUCGGAUUCAGUGGAAGUAUUAUCACAAAGCUUAAAGUCUACACCUGACUCUGAGGCUGCAUCAUGCCAGUCCGAAUCCCGAAGUAGCAGUAUCGGCUUAAAACAUAAUUCUGAGUCUGUGGAAAUAUUGCCUGAUAGCCUUGUAAGCCCUAGUUCUAUUGAGUGUCUAGGUUUUGAUAGCUAUGCUAGCGAUAAAAACAGUAGCACUUCUUCUAAUUUGUCACCUGGUGAUAUGUCAGAUAAGAAAUCAACACCUAUUGGAGAAAGAACAGAAAGAGCUGAAACUGCAGACAGUGUUAGCUUAGUUGUCGAUGAUGAUGAAGACACCAUCUCCUAUAAUUCUAUAUCUGAAUGCACUGCUCCCACUGUACUUGACACAGAAGACAAACCUAUUAGUCCAUUUCCGAAACCUAACAGAAUGGAUCCAAGAAGAGGCAAUGAGAAGGAUGUUACACUUUUAGAACAACAGUUUCUCCCAUACAAAAUGCAAAUCAGUGAAAACUCCUCUAAUGACGGUUCAUGGUCUGACAGAACAUUGAAUGCCGACAAUGACAGUGUUAUUCUUGAAAAUCCUGCUGAAGAACAAAAGAAGGAUAUUGAACCGGAAGAUAUAUUUAUUGAGAAGCUGAGUGACUCUUCUUCGUUUUACAAUGUCAAUGUAUCAAGUGAUUUAUUAAGAUCUGAGAGCUCAGCUUUUGUUAAUGUUGAGAAAAAGCAGUGUAGUACACCGGAAAGCAAUGAAUCAUCCCAAAAGGAAGUAAGUAUGAAGGAAAGAAUAUCACCAGUCAGUUCUGAUAGUAAAAGUGAUUUAGUUAAGAUUGGUUCAGAAAGAACAUCUGGACACACAUCAGGUGAUGAAUUAGAGACAGCCACAUCAUCAGAUAUAGAAAUCAUUCCAAGUCCCAAUGGAGACAGUAGUAAUGGCUGUAGAAAUAGUCCUGGGAAGUAUGGAUUUAAGCAGAAAUUAGAUGGUGCGAUUUCUCCUCACUUGGUAGAUUUAGUACUAGGUAAAAGUUUAGCUACUAAAAUUCGAGGUCACACAAGGGAGUUGUCUGAAGCUUCAGUGCAAAGUAACACCAGUGACGAAAGCCAAUGUUCGGAAAACGAUCGCCUGAUGCGAAGACUGUGCGAGAUGGCUGAAAUAUUAGAUGCGAGAGAGAAUAGACUGAUGGAAGUGAGUAGGAGUAAUGCAGAACUUGCAGAGAGCAAUGCGAGCUUGAAGAGUCAAGUGGAGUCUCUAAUGAUAAAGCAUGAAGGGGGAGAUAUAAACACCAUUACAGAAGAUUACACACAGAGGAUGUCAGCACUUGAGAAGAAAUUUCAACAAGCAAUUAGAGAAAAGGAUCAAUUGCGAAAACAACUGGAUAGUGUUAAGACAGACAUGACCCGAAAGAAUUCAUCAGAAUUAGAGAACUCAUUGAAGGAGAAAGACGAGAUAAUAGCGCAGCUCCAUGAGGAGGGGGAAAAGCUGGCACGCCAUGAGCUACAGCAUUCCAAUAUCAUCAAGAAGCUGAGGGCGAAAGAGAAGGACAAUGAGCAGGUCAUCAAGGGACUCCGGGAUAAGAUAGCUGAGCAGACGGCUGAACUGGACCGCAUGAAGCGUUCCAUGGCCGCCAAGGAGGAGCUGGAGGUGAACCAGAUCGAGGCGGUGUACAGGCUGACCAACGCCAACAAGAAGAUGGAGACUGAACUCGCUGAGAGCCGCAGCGCGCUGGACGACGCGACGCAGAAGCUGGAGGGCACGCGCACGUCACGUGACGCGCUGAAGCGCGAGCUGGCCGACCUGCGCCGCGACUGCUCCGAGCUGCGCCGCGCGCGCGACGCGCACGCCGCGCUGGCCGCCGCCGCCGAGCGCGCCGCGCGGGACGCCGACCUGCUGCGCGCCGAGCUGCGCCAGCUGCGCGCCGAGCGCGCCAGGGAGGAGCAGCGCUGGGUGUCGCGCGAGGAGGCGCUGCGGCGCGAGGCGGCCGAGGCGCGCGAGGCGGGCGAGGCGCUCGCGGACGCCGAGGCGCCGGCCGCGCUGCUGCAGCAGCUGGCGGCGCUGCAGCGCGCGGCGCUCGAGCGGGAGCGCGCGCACUCCGCGGCCGCCGCCGCGCUCGCCAGCCAGCUGGAGGAGGCGCAGCGGCAGGCGUCGGCGGCGCAGGAGAGCGAGCGCGCGGGGCGGGCCGAGGGCGCGGCGCUGGCGGAGCGCCUGCUGGACGCGCAGCGCGAGCUGCAGCGGAGUGAGCACGCGCUGCAGCAGCUGCAGCACGGCGCCACCGCGGAGCGCGCCGAGCUGGCGGCGCUGCGGGCCCGCCUGCACGGAAAGGAGAGCGAGUUGGAAUGUCUUCGCGAGGAAAGCGAGAGGGAGCUAUCGGGGCUGCGUGCGAGAGUGAGCGAGCUGGAGGCGCAGCUGGCGGACGAGCGCGCCGCACUCGACACUGAGAAGAAAAGAAAUGCCAUACUACAGGAGCAGGUGUCGUCGCGCGGGGACGUCUCCCCCGCGCACUCCGUCGCCUCCGACACCUUCUCCACCUCCUUCUGGCAGACGGAGGAGGGCCACGCGCUGACGGGCGGCGCGGGCGCGGGGGGCGCGGGGGGUGCGGCGGGCGCGGGGGGCGCGGGCAGCGUGCUGGGCGUGGAGGACGCGCUGGCGGCGCUGACGCGGCGCGAGGGCGAGCGGCGCACGGCGGGCGCGGCGCUGGCGGCGCUGCGGGCCGAGCGCGCGGCGCUCACGGCGCGCCUGGCGCUGCUGCAGGACCGCCUCGCCGACUACCAGAACGUCCAGGAGCAGUACGACGCGCUGCUGCAGAUGUACGGCGAGAAGGAGGAGCAGCUGGCGGAGCUGCGCCUGGACCUGCACGACGUCACGCAGCUCUACAAGGAGCAGCUGGACGAGCUCGUGCGGCUCAAGCGACUCGCGCGAUAGCACGCGGUAGCGACGACGCGAUCGACGUCGACGUCCGACCUGACCACCCCCUCGCCGACACCGACUGACGCACUCUCGAUCCAGUCGCUGCCGCGCUGUGAAACCCGACUUUUGAAGUCGUAUUCGAGAGUCGGUGCGGUCGAUCGCGUUCCAAAUUAUUCCAAAACGCAAUCUCACGUUGCAUCCCUGAGUCGAUGGGAUUACGCGUGCUGUGCAUCUCGAUUUUAUCUUUAAAUUAUUAUGUCGAAUAAAAAUGUUUUUCCUGCAGCAAACACCCCCCACAAUAUUAGAGGUUAAAUGAAUGUGUAACUAGUGCAAUAAUAAUUCAUAUCUAAACGGCGAUAUUAACGUCGUAGUGUUUUUAAGUAAAUAUAUUGUCCUUUUACAAAUAGAAUAUUUUUCUUUUGAAAAAAAAAUCGAUAUUUUAAAAAAGCAUUAAUAUAAUCAUUUUGGAGCUUUAAGCAAUGUUUGACUAUAUUUUAGAGCGAACACCCAAGUACCAAGUCAUUGACCAAAAAUUAUUUGAUAACUACUGUCACAACAAUAAUUACGACUACACGUUAAAUUAAAGGAUCUAAAUAGAAAAAAAAAAACAAUAUUAUCAGAUACAGCUCCAAUAAUUAAAGUUAUAGUAAAAACUGUUUCGUCUAAUACAUUUCACUUAAGUAUUAGAAUGACAUAAAACAACAACGGUGCAUACAGUGUGUUUAAUUAUUGGAUGUACGCAAUAAAUACAUACAAAUAGAAAAAAGUAAUGGUAAACCGUAGCCAUUCAUUUAUUACGAAAUCCUAAAUAUAUCAGAAAUUCACAAAUAAUUAAAAAAAAUAUAUAAGGAUAAUUAUUAUACCAUUUCAUACAAUAUGUGCUUUACAUAUAUUUAUUAUAUACUACCUGAAGGAAACUCUCGCUAGCAUUAGGAAAUGCGGCAAAACACUUUAAUUGUAAAUAGCAUUAAUUGUGAUAUAAAAACUUAUUGACUCCAAUAUUCAGGAUGUUAAUAGAAAUAAGAGCCGUUGCGAUUUAUUAUCUAUUGGCAUUGUUUUUCUUUAUUGUCAUGUGUAUGUUUUUUUUUUAAAAAAUCACAUACUUAUUGCGGUAUUGCCAUAUAAAAAUUAAAUAUUAGCCUAAAAUAUUUAUAAAAUAAAAAUAAUUAUUAUA
Molecule: messenger RNA, 4963 nt
Organism: Nymphalis io (European peacock)
Lineage: Eukaryota; Metazoa; Arthropoda; Insecta; Lepidoptera; Nymphalidae
Gene: Tmf
Product: TATA element modulatory factor
Exons: 11
Coding region: 337-3804 (1155 amino acids)
Cellular component (GO): endoplasmic reticulum; Golgi apparatus
Source: RefSeq, a predicted model, not a curated record